AAUUGUGAUAUGGUUGAAACUUAAGAGAGAGAAUGGCCACUCUCUUUACUCUCGUAUCAUCUUCUUCCUCUGUUUUCUUCUUCCCUAUCAAAACCCUAAAAAACCCACCAAUCAUUCCCUCUAGAAGGCCGCCUUUCUCCCUUACUUGUCUCCGGUCGUUGGAAACUAACCCACCACCCCCAAUUCAGACCUUCUGGAAAUGGCUUUCCGACCAAGGUGUAGUCUCCGGCAAGACUCCGGUAAAGCCGGGGAUCGUCACAGAAGGCCUAGGACUCGUUGCCCAGAGAGACAUUGCUCGAAACGAGGCUGUUUUGGAAGUGCCCAAGAGGUUUUGGAUAAACCCAGAUGCAGUAGCAGCUUCGGAGAUUGGGAGUGUAUGUGGUGGCCUGAAGCCUUGGGUGUCUGUUGCUCUGUUCUUGAUCAGAGAGAAGUUGAGAGACGAGUCGCCAUGGCGAAGUUACCUUGAUAUUCUUCCAGAGUACACCAAUUCUACUAUUUAUUGGUCAGAAGAGGAGCUCGUUGAGAUUCAAGGGAUUUCUUUUGUAGGAACACAACUGUUGAACACAACCUUAGGUGUGAAGGAAUAUGUGCAAAGUGAAUUUCUUAAAGUUGAAGAAGAAGUCAUACUCCCUCACAGCCAGCUUUUCCCUUUUCCUGUAACAUUGGAUGACUUCUUAUGGGCAUUUGGGAUAUUGAGAUCCAGGGCAUUUUCACGCCUUCGUGGUCAAAAUCUUGUUUUGAUCCCUCUUGCAGACUUGAUCAAUCACAGUCCGAGCAUAACCACUGAGGAGUACGCAUGGGAGAUUAAAGGAGCAGGUCUUUUCUCUAGGGAUCAAUUAUUUUCUCUGAGGACCCCAGUUUCUGUGAAGGCUGGUGAGCAGGUUUUGAUCCAGUAUGAUUUGGACAAGAGCAAUGCUGAGUUGGCUUUGGACUAUGGGUUCAUAGAAUCGAGGCCAAACCGGAAUUCUUAUACCCUAACGCUAGAGAUAUCUGAGUCAGACCCUUUUUUUGGGGACAAGCUAGAUAUUGCUGAGUCUAAUGGUCUUAGUGAAAUUGCAUACUUCGACAUUGUAUUGGGCCAAUCUCUUCCAGCUGCAAUGCUGCCCUACUUGCGACUGGUAGCGCUUGGGGGACCUGAUGCUUUUCUCUUGGAAUCUAUUUUUAGAAACACUAUCUGGGGGCACCUUGAAUUGCCUGUGAGCCGUGCCAAUGAGGAACUCAUAUGCCAAGUGAUCCAAGAUGCCUGCAAAUCUGCCCUUUCCGGUUAUCUUACCACCAUUGAAGAGGAUGAGAAGUUGAAGGAAGAAGGGAAUCUCCAUCCAAGGCUUGAGAUUGCUGUUGGGGUGAGAACAGGGGAGAAGAAGGUGCUGCAACAAAUUGAUGGGAUUUUCAGGGAAAGGGAAAGGGAAUUGGAUCAGUUGGAAUAUUACCAAGAAAGGAGGCUUAAGGACCUCGGCCUGUGUGGGGAGCAAGGUGAAAUCAUCUUUUGGGAGUCCAAGUAAGAAGCCCCAAUUUCUUUUUUCCAUAUAUUUAACGUUAUGCACCUUGGCCAAUUUCAUCAAAUGUCGAAGGCGUAUCCGUUAAUGGAGUUCUCAAAAUGGAGAAAGAGCAGAGCCAGAAGACGACCCUAAAUCAUCUGGGUUUGCUAGUUGCUAGUGUUACUUACUGAAGCAAAUUGUACCUGGUGGAGCAGCUUAAUUUCAGUGGCAGUAUAUAUAUCAUAGCUAGCAUUCCAUGACUUAGCCGGCCAGCUUUCUUUUUGGUAUUUUCAUGGCCCUGAAUUGCUGGCUUCGGAAGCUGUGUAAUAAUCAAUUUAUUGUAUGGUUUCACUUUCCUUUGACUGAUAAACUGAUUCAUCUCUCCAUUUAACAAUUCUUUCCA
Molecule: messenger RNA, 1881 nt
Organism: Vitis riparia (riverbank grape)
Lineage: Eukaryota; Viridiplantae; Streptophyta; Magnoliopsida; Vitales; Vitaceae
Product: fructose-bisphosphate aldolase-lysine N-methyltransferase, chloroplastic
Exons: 6
Coding region: 33-1502 (489 amino acids)
Biological process (GO): peptidyl-lysine monomethylation
Cellular component (GO): chloroplast
Molecular function (GO): protein binding; protein-lysine N-methyltransferase activity; [ribulose-bisphosphate carboxylase]-lysine N-methyltransferase activity
Source: RefSeq, a predicted model, not a curated record